Musa acuminata subsp. malaccensis (wild Malaysian banana) is the source of this 3882-nucleotide messenger RNA. RefSeq lists its product as uncharacterized. Lineage: Eukaryota; Viridiplantae; Streptophyta; Magnoliopsida; Zingiberales; Musaceae. The record is from RefSeq and is a predicted model, not a curated record.
UUCUGUUGCCUUAUUUUCUAGAGCUCAUGGACUGUUCACUCCAUAAUUGAACUUGUGGUCCUUUUUUUACAUCACUGUACCAAAUCUGAAGUAUCUCUUGUCUGCUCUCCUCUUCUUUGACUCCUCCUCUUCCUCCUGAAGCUGAAGGAUUCCUUGAGCUUGCCCAAAUCCAUGGAGUCUGAGGCUGUGCCAACAGAUCAAACAACUGAUGAGAUUGUUGAGGAGAAAAGAGUUAUCAACGAGGAGAUAGACAUGAAUGGAGAGACUAAUUCCCAUCCAAAAGAACCUAAAAAGAUGGAUGAGGAAGAAAAGCUAAAGAUGGUGUGUUCAACAGAUGUUGAAGCUGCUGUUGCCACUGAAGCAGAAGAAAAAUCCAGAGAAAAUAAUGAAUCCAUUGUUGAGGAUGUGAAAGAGGAUACAGAAUCUAGUAACAAUGAGAUGUCAGAUUCAGUGGCUUUGUCUGCUCAGGUUGUGGAAGAUGAAGCAGAUCCUCAACAAAAAGCUGGCAUUUCAGUUUCUUCAGAGAAAAGAGAAGAUGAAUCAAAGAAACAACAUGAAUCUGACACGCAAGAACUGUCACCAGGACCAGUAGAAGAUGGAGAAGGGAAUGCAGGUGAGAUUUUGGUUGAAGAACAAGAAUCUGAAGGUGUCAAAGGUCAAGUGGCUUCAGAUAUCUCCAAAGUUACAAUCUCAGAAACAGAGGACAAAAAGGAAGAGCCAGUUUUGUCAUGCACUACCGCGGAGUCUGCACCCAAAGAAAGUGGGGAGGAUUCCCAAUUUGAAGAAUUCUUGGUUGAUGCUCAUGUCACUGGUGAUUCUUCAGAGCAAAAGAUAAGCAACUCAAACAGGUCAGAAGAUGACAUGAAAGUUGAGAAUUUUGCAUCAGAAAGCAUAGAUAUGGUUUCAGAUUUUCUUGAAUCAUCUGAUGGAGCUGGAGAGAUCAUGAAGGAUACCAUGGAAGAACGAACAGAGAGCAGAACAAUCGAAGACGCGGUGAAAGAAGUUGCAGUUGUUGCUGGUUUUUCUGAAGUUCCUGAUGUCGUAAACCUGAUUGAGAUUGCUGCUGCUACUUCAGCUGUUGGAAGUGCUGAAGAGACUGUAAAGUCAGAAGUUGGAAUCACAGAUGACAAACGAGAAUUUAGAGAUGUUGAAGAACCAGUAAUGGAUCAGGUAAAUGGAGCUAGUUCUUCUAGUGAGACUGUUGAUGUCUCAACCAAGGAAGACAGCAGUGUUGUAAGUCUUGAAAUGGUCAAGGACAAGGAUGACGGUUUGGAAAAUAAGAAUGAGAUUCCAUUGGAGGCUACAUAUCCAGUGAAAGAAGUUGCAGCUGACUCUGAAGUGUCUAAAGUUGCCGCUUUUGUUGAUCCAAUUGAGUCCAGUAAUACUACUUCAGCUAUUAAAAUUAUUGAGGAAACUCAAGGGCUAGAAGCUAAAAUCGUAGACGGCAAGCAAGAAGCAUUUACUGAAAUUGACGAACCUGAAGUUGAAGAACAAGCAAUGAAUCAGGCAAAUGAAGUUGAUGCUACCAGUGAAACUGUGGAGGUUGCAGUAAAGGAAGACAAGGAUACUGUAACAGCUGAGAUGGUUGAGGAUAAGGAUAGCAGUUUGCACAAUUUGAGUGAGGCUCAUAUGGAACCUCUUGCUACUGCAAAUACCCCUCUGUCAACAAAUGGCACUUCAUCUAUUCAAGCUUUUGAUGAGGUCACACAAGACAAGUUGAUAGAAAAUGAAGAACAGUGGAUCGCUGAAACAAGCAAAGUUGACCCUGCUGGUUUGACUGCAGAUGUGAGCAUUGAGAUAAUUGGGGAUAAAAAGGAUGAUUGUUUAGAAGACAAGACUUCCAUAGAGAUACCAAAUGGUGUCGAUGUGACUGGUGAAAUUCUUGAAACCCCUUUUGAGGAAGUGAAAGACCCUGAAGAUGUUGCCAUGGUAGAAGAGAAGAAUGAUCCAGUGGAAGAAGUUGCAGAUGAUUCUGAUGUGCUGGUAGUUCCUGCUGUUGUUCAUCCAACAGAAUCUAGUAGCACUAGUUCAACUAUUAUAACUACUGAAGAAAGUAGAGAGAUUGAAGCUAAAACCAUAGAUGUCAAACAAGAAGCAGUAACAGAAAUUAAAGAACCAAAAGUCGAAGAACGAAAAAUGAACCAGGCAAAUGAAGUGGAUGCUACUAGUGACACUGUGCAAGUUGCAGUAAAGGAAGAAAAUGAUAUGGUAACAGUUGCUAUAGAAGAGGAUAACGAUUUAAAUAAUUUAAGUGAGGCUGAUGUGGUGGCUAUAAUAAAUCCAGUGAAAGAAGAUGCAACUGACUUUGGCAUGCCUAAACCUCAUGCUACUGCAAAUAUUACCCAGUCAACAAAUCUCACUUCAGCUAUUCAAAUUGCCGAUGAGAUCACACAACCAAAAGCUGAAGUCAUAUAUGAGAAGAAAGACAAGUUGACAGAAGUUGAGGAACAAUCAAUGACUGAAACAAACAAAGUUGAUUCUGCUAGUUUAACUGCCGAAGUUCCAUUAGAAGGAGAAAAGGCUAAUGUGAGCACUCAAAAGUAUGAGGACAAGAAAGAUGAUAUUUUUGGAAGCAAUACUUCCACAGAUAACCCAAACGGUGUUGAUGCUCCUGGUGAAAUUUCUGAAAUACACUUCAAGGAAGUGAAAGGCCCUGAAGAAGCUUACAUGGUCCAAGAGAAGAAUGAUCCUUCACAAGUUGUAGCAAAGGUCAAGGACAUUGAGGAUAAGAGCUUAAAAGAUGAUAGAGCGACUUUAUUGGAGACUUCAAAAAAUCUCGAUUGUGGUAUUGAAACAGCUGAUGCAGCAUUGGAUGGAAAGAGAAAUUUAGGAGUUACUGAAAUAGUAGAUGGAACAAAAGAAGAUAAUCUGAAAAACUCAACAGAGUUAGAGAGCUACUUUGUUGUUGCUGAAGUAGUAGGGGAGAGCAAGGUUGAGAACCUGGAAAGCGAAAAGACGUCUUUGAUCGAAGCUUUUGGAAUGGCUGGAGUCUCGUCAGAGCUUGAUAAAUCUUCCACAGGUAAUGAAAUGGUCAAAGAAAAGUGUAAAAACUCUGCAAGAAAUAAGAUAACUUUAGGUGAGAUCACCAAUUAUGCUGGUAUUAAUAGUGAUGCUUCAAAUGUCUUUCCUGUGCAAGAUAAAACAUCUGAAGGUCAUGAAGUGACUCAGGAGAAGGGUAAAGAGGCAAAAGAUUAUGAAUGUUCAAUUGUCAAGGAAAGCAAGGAUGAGAGCAUUACAAGCAAGGAAAAUUAUGCUGAGACUGUCAGAGAUCUUGACAAAGAGACAAAUGUGGUUGCUGCAUUAGGUGCUACUAGAACUAUGGAUGCUGAGAAGGAUAAAGAAGGUGCUCAAGAUGAAGAAGGAACAGAGAAUCCUAAAGAUGAAAACUUAAUUAUGACUCCGAAAUGUGCUGAUGUUAUGAAGGUAGAAGGAGAGGCUCCUAAACAGGACAUCCCAGCUAAGCCCUCCCAACGACAUUCAAAUAACAUAAUAUCAAAGCUCAAGCAGUCACUCAUUAAAGCAAAGAAGAUAAUGAUGGGAAAAUCACCAAGUUCAAAAAAUAUGUCGGCAAAAAGCAAACAAGAAAUCAAAUGAUCUAGAAUGAGACAAAUUUGUGUGUGAUCUCUGUGGCUGCUGAUCAUGUACAUAAAGGUCAUAGUCAUGUGCUUGGGAUCCUUCCUCUUCUGUUGUAUGAAAUCUUUUGGCAGGAUACCUGGAAGGAAGGAUAUGCUUGCUUUCUAGUUCUUAGCUUGACUAGCAGAAUAAUAUAUAUAAGGUUUCAUCUAAUUGUUACUUAUUAUUCAUUUUUUUAAUGGUGUUCUUGUGGUGUUUUUGUUUUAUGAUAUUGAUGCUUAUAAAUCCAUCAAGAAGUUCCUUUUCUUA